CAGACCCUUUCCCGAUGAGUGCAGGAGUAGGAUAUCGAAUCCAGAGCACAGUUCUGGUGAAUGAACCCAGGUCGAUACGUGCUGGUGGAGAUGUUGGCUAUAGGAUAACCGGCAGAUUGAACGUUGGAGCCAUUUGGGAUGGUGGAAAUGGUGACAAAAUGUUAAGAUUUGAGUUGCUGUAUCCGAAAUUACACGUAAAAUCUCGGAAAGCACCAGCUCCUGAAGGUUUUGUGGAACACAGUUCAAGAAUUGAAAGUGCCAAAAACAAGGUAUUUUACGUCACGUGGUCCAAUGGAAAAAUAGAACAUAUGUACGUGGAUCCCGAUGAGCCGUUAUCCAUGAUAAAUUUCAAGAGAGGACUUGUCAGUCUUUUCCAGUUCCAACUUCUAGAUGGCGAUCAUAUGGAAUCUGAUGUUUCUGGCGAUUGUCUAGCUUCUUAUACGACAUCAGGCCCUCAUUCAGGAGUCAAGAAGUCCAAAAAACGUUGCUUAAUUAGCCAUCAAAAUAAAAGAGAGAGGCCUGAUGAAGCCCUAUCUGUGCAUACACAUUCUCAAAGAGGAGUCGAAUAUAAGACAAAUCAAGAAGGUCUUUUGGAGUCAAUUAUUGCUGAUGAAGUUCACGAAUUGGAAUUGGUUUUGAAACGCGAUGCAGGUGCCAAUGUCCGUACGAAAAUUGAACUCGUUCUGGAAGACAAAAAGGUGAAAAUGUCACCAAUUAAGAGCAUCAAUUUACAAGAUGCCGUUAAUCAAUUGAAAAAUGUUGCAAGUAGAACACUGCGCGCUGAGAAGGAACCGGCUCUUUGCCAAGAUGAACAAUGUCCUACGAUGGAACGGUUGGUAUCAGAACAUCGGAACAGUUUGAAGCAGGAAUCGAUUGGAGGAGCUCGUGCUGCUACAGCAUUUGUGAAGAUUAUUCCAGCGGUCAGAGCGGCUACUACUGAUCAAAUAUUAUCAGUUCUCGAUUCGCUGAAAAACGCAGAAAUUAUAACUCAACUUUGUGAUCUUUGUGGAUUUGCCCAAACAUCAUCAUCCCAUGAGGCCAUCAAACGUUUCUUAGACUUAGAUAAUGAUCAUGAUCUUGACAACUGGGAACGUUAUCUUUGGGCUUUAUCUAUGGGUGCUCAUCCAUCACCUGAAGUUUUAGCAGACAUAUUGAGAAUGGUGCAGAAGAAAGCGAACAAAACUAGGGAUCACAAAUUGACCGAUACACUUCUUCAAACUAUGGCAGCAAUGGCCAAAAAUUUAGCAAAAUUACCUGGACGCAGCUAUGAAGAUAAGUUGGUGCAACAAGUAUCUACACAUAUUAGUCAAAAUCUCAAAGCAUGUCAGAAUGAUGAAUGUCGUCUUGUUUACAUUCGAGCAAUGAGAAAUUUGCAAGAUCCUGCGACAGUGAAAAGCCUUCUCCAACAUGCCACAAAAGGCAGCAAACCUGUUUCUGUCACAGCUAUGAAAGCUUUGAAAAACUUUCCUCAGAGAGUUUUACAGUACGACACUGUACAGAAGGCUUGCAUUCAAAUAUUUUUCCAGAUUACGAAGAAAUUUGAUUCAAGCGCAAGAACGUUAGCUUUGGACAUUUUGUUGGAUGCAGGCAUUAAAGAUGAGCUGCUGAAAGAUGUUUUAGAUUAUUUGAGGAGUCCAGAUAAAGCUUUCGAGGUCAAACAAUACGUUUUGCAGAGAUUGCGACACGAGUCAGACAAAUCCGAAAUCUUUGAAAAUAGGGUAAACAAAUUGUUGCGGCAAUCUAGGCGUGUUAAUAAUUAUAAUGUUCUUGGACAGAAAGGUUUAUCCACUGCGUUUUCUCGAGUGUAUGCAAGCUCUAAUACAUCAAGUACACAGUUAGCGACUGUACAAGAAAUGAAUGGAGGCAUGCUCAAACGUGGUGUUGUAGAUUUUAAUGUACAAUAUGGCGAAGACAACAAAUUACACAACAUUAUGAGUAUAAUGAUUGGAAAGUUUUGCAAUAUGUUGUUGUGCCUGGUACGUUUAGUAACUCUACUGGGCAUAUCGCUAAAGUGGAUUGGGAGUUUCGUAUCGGACACCACGGCGUCUGGCGAAGACAAAGAGGAAGAGCAAGAAGAUGCAACUGCUGGAAUGGAAAUAACUGUCCAUGGCGUAACCAUUAGACCAUUUGCAUUCUUUACUGGACAAGGUGAACUCAUGGGGCACGUUUGGUCUGGAACUGGCUCGGACAAGACACCAGCUUAUCAGGCUGCCAGUUUGUUAUACGACCACCAGGAAACUCUACCAUUACAAACUGGCGUCAUAGCUGAACUAUCUCUUGUGGGAGGAACUUCUGUUGAUCUUUCUGGACAAGUACAGAUUUCGUUAUGGAAUAGAAACGCUCAUUCUCUUAUUGAAACCAAUACACAGUUAGCGACUGUACAAGAAAUGAAUGGAGGCAUGCUCAAACGUGGUGUUUUGGGAAUGUUUGCCGGUGGAUUGGGCAGUUUCGUAUCGGACACCACGGCGUCUGGCGAAGACAAAGAGGAAGAGCAAGAAGAUGCAACUGCUGGAAUGGAAAUAACUGUCCAUGGCGUAACCAUUAGACCAUUUGUAUUCUUUACUGGACAAGGUGAACUCAUGGGGCACGUUUGGUCUGGGAACUGGCUCGGACAAGACACCAGCUUAUCAGGCUGCCAGUUUGUUAACGACCACCAGGAAACUCUACCAUUACAAACUGGCGUCAUAGCUGAACUAUCUCUUGUGGGAGGAACUUCUGUUGAUCUUUCUGGACAAGUACAGAUUUCGUUAUGGAAUAGAAACGCUCAUUCUCUUAUUGAAACCAAUGCUGGAGCGACGAUUUUAGGCCAUCUGCGCGUGGAUAACUCCUUCGUGCGUUCCGUCUGUGAAUUCAGUUUGACGGCCGAGCCGAAGUUUCACAUCAGUAGCAAUAUCGACUUUUACGAUAAAAUGGCCCUGUGCAUGCAACCGCAACAGCCGGAAUUCAUAAUCAAACAUAAUACAUUCAAAAUCGAGCGUAUACCAGGUAGCAAACAUCGUCUGCGAAAGGCGACUUACCGAAUUAACAAAUUACCAGGAAAAACGCACGCCCUUAAUCGCAAGAAUAGUGAAAUGUGCAACGCUAUUUUCCGAUAAAUAAAUAUGUGAACAAUAAAUUAUUGAACAUUUUUAAAAUAAUUAAUAUUAAGAUUUUUUUAUUAAAGCGGAAUCUCAAAAUCC
Molecule: messenger RNA, 3179 nt
Organism: Ctenocephalides felis (cat flea)
Lineage: Eukaryota; Metazoa; Arthropoda; Insecta; Siphonaptera; Pulicidae
Product: microsomal triglyceride transfer protein large subunit-like
Exons: 17
Coding region: 15-3095 (1026 amino acids)
Biological process (GO): lipid transport; lipoprotein metabolic process
Cellular component (GO): endoplasmic reticulum; Golgi apparatus; basolateral plasma membrane
Molecular function (GO): lipid binding
Source: RefSeq, a predicted model, not a curated record